This is a messenger RNA of Protopterus annectens (West African lungfish), 1946 nucleotides long. RefSeq names its product proteasome 26S subunit, non-ATPase 12 (gene PSMD12). The transcript is spliced from 11 exons. The record is from RefSeq and is a predicted model, not a curated record. NCBI's taxonomy places the organism in Eukaryota, Metazoa, Chordata, Ceratodontiformes, Protopteridae. Gene Ontology annotation, cellular component: proteasome regulatory particle, lid subcomplex; nuclear proteasome complex; cytoplasm. The coding region runs from base 369 to 1739 and encodes 456 amino acids.
UCCCAUCAAUUUCCAACAUGGAUUCCAGCAACCUAAAUUAACAGCGUUUGGUGCGUUGUUUUCCCUUUUCUUCUCCCUAAAACAUUGUUUUGUUACUUGUCUGUAUUAACAGUCUCACAGUUAACCAGUAGCGAAAUACAAAGAGUACAGCAAGAAUUGCCUAAGAAAUGAGGCAACUACGAAAGAAAAGUAGGACACCGGGGCGUUAGGAAGACUGCGUUGUUUCAGCCGGGACUUACAUCGUGGAACACCAAAUCGCUUUCCUCUCACUGUAGAGUUUGUUGGUUUCCUGCUUGGUUCAUUCACAAGGGUGUAGUGGAGUUUGUCUUUUUUUUUAAUUAAUACAUUUAGUUUGUAUUACGGAAACAAUGACUGAAGAGACUGAACGAGCUGAUGGCAGGAUCGUGAAGAUGGAAGUGGACUAUAGUUCCACUGUUGACCAGCGACUUCCUGAGUGUGAAAAGCUGGCUCAAGAUGGACGACUACAAGAAGCUAUCGAGACCCUCCUGUCUUUAGAGAAGCAAACACGGACUGCUUCUGACAUGCCAUCUACUUCUCGCAUCUUGGUUGCUGUAGUAAAAAUGUGCUAUGAAGCAAAAGACUGGGAUUCUCUUAAUGAAAACAUCGUACUUUUGUCAAAGAGGAGAAGUCAGCUGAAACAGGCAGUUGCUAAGAUGGUUCAACAGUGUUGCACCUAUGUUGAAGAAGUGUCUGAGCUGCCAGUCAAACUGAGGUUAAUUGACACAUUACGCACGGUUACAGAGGGAAAGAUUUAUGUUGAAAUUGAACGUGCUCGAUUAACAAAUACUUUGGCAAAAAUAAAGGAGCAGAGUGGAGAUGUUAAAGAAGCUGCAAGGAUCCUUCAGGAACUUCAGGUUGAAACCUAUGGUUCAAUGGAGAAGAAAGAGAAGGUAGAGUUUAUUUUGGAACAGAUGCGGUUAUGCCUAGCAGUGAAAGAUUAUAUUCGAACUCAAAUCAUCAGUAAAAAAAUCAACACCAAGUUUUUUCAGGAAGAAAACACUGAGGAACUGAAGUUGAAAUACUACAAUUUGAUGAUACAAGUAGAUCAGCACGAAGGCUCUUACCUCUCAAUCUGCAAACACUACAGAGCAAUCUAUGAUACACCCUGUAUCCAGGAAGAUAGUGCAAAGUGGCAUCAGGCCUUGAAGAGUGUUGUUCUGUAUGUAAUUUUGUCACCAUAUGACAAUGAACAGUCCGACUUGGUCCACAGAAUUAGCACUGAUAAAAAACUAGAAGACAUUCCUAAGUAUAAGGACCUUCUGAAAUUGUUCACUACUAUGGAAUUGAUGCGCUGGUCUUAUUUAAUGGAAGAAUAUGGGAAAGAGUUACGAGAAGGUUCUGCAGACAGUCCCGCAACAGAUGUUUUUACUUAUACAGAAGAAGGUGAAAAACGAUGGAAGGACCUCCGAAACAGAGUUGUAGAGCAUAACAUUCGAAUAAUGGCAAAAUAUUACACAAGAAUCACAAUGAAGAGAAUGGCACAGCUACUUGAUCUGUCAGUUGAUGAGUCGGAAGAGUUCUUGUCAAACCUUGUAGUAAACAAGACCAUCUAUGCUAAAGUAGACAGACUGGCUGGCAUCAUUAACUUUCAGAGGCCAAAGGACCCCAAUGACAUUUUGAAUGACUGGUCCCAGAAACUGAAUUCACUGAUGGCCCUUGUUAAUAAAACAACUCAUCUUAUAGCCAAAGAGGAGAUGAUCCAUAACUUGCAGCAGUAGAGUACUGGGUCAGUGUUGUGUCUUUUGAAAAGACAUAUCUAAUUAGGUUGUCCUGACUACCAUGCAGUGUAAAAUGGAUUUCUGGUGUGAUCCAUUCCCUUUUGAGAUCAUAUUCUGAAAUAAACCUGAAGUCUGUUGUCUAUAUGUUUUUACAGAUUGUAGUGUUCAUAAAUAUGUUUAUAUGAAAUACGACCAUUCUUCUAUCCA